Molecule: messenger RNA, 831 nt
Organism: Cricetulus griseus (Chinese hamster)
Lineage: Eukaryota; Metazoa; Chordata; Mammalia; Rodentia; Cricetidae
Source: RefSeq, a predicted model, not a curated record
AUGAAGAUAACGCAGCCUGGAGACGGGGACCCGGUCCGGGUGGCGGUAAAGAAACGAGCCCCCGUCUGUGCGGAUACCGGGCCCAUCCCCCGCGUGUCUCCCGGGCUGCGGGGCGCAGGGGGCUGCCGGGUGCGCUUGGCUGAGGCGCUGAGCGACCCCCUCCCUCCUCGCCACACCCUGGCUGCCCGCUCCCGCCAGGCCUUGCCGGACCCGGUAGCGUCUACUAUUCCCCGUCACCCGUCGCCUCGGGCGGGGAUCGGCACCCCAAGCGCAAAGCUGACGUGCCCCCCGGAACGGUCCCCCCCAUCUCCCACCGCCCAGUCCCCGGCAGCGAUGAGACAGAGCGGCGCCUCCCAGCCCCUGCUGAUCAACAUGUACCUGCCAGAUCCCGUCGGAGAUGGUCUUUUUAAGGAAGGGAAGAACCCGAGCUGGGGGCCGCUGAGCCCCGCGGUGCAGAAAGGCAGCGGGCAGAUCCAGUUGUGGCAGUUUCUACUGGAGCUGCUGGCAGACCGCGCAAACGCCGGCUGCAUCGCGUGGGAGGGCGGCCACGGCGAGUUCAAACUCACCGACCCCGACGAGGUGGCAAGACGCUGGGGCGAGCGCAAGAGCAAGCCCAACAUGAACUAUGACAAGCUAAGCCGCGCACUGCGCUACUACUACGAUAAAAACAUCAUGAGCAAGUGCAAGCCCCCACCCUGCACGAACGCACCCUUCAGCACCACGGACAGCGAACCGGAGGCCUUUUCUUUGCUGGCCCCUCCCGGAACUCUUUCUGGAUCUUCACGGCCGCAGUGCCGACCAGACUCGCAACCGCAAACGUUCUACCAGUAG